AUGGAGUUCAGAAUCGUUUCCAGGGAGCUAGUGAAACCAUCUUCCCCUGAAAUCAUACAGACGAAGCCUCCGCACAGACUCUGCCUCUUCGACCAGCUCACUCCCCUGACCUUCGUUCCCGUCAUUCUCUUCUACGCUAAUCCCGACCACAAAAACUCUGUUCUCGCCGCCUCCACCGAUCCCUUCAUCCGCCGCCUGAAGCGCUCCCUGGCGGAGACUCUCGACAUCUACUACCCUUUCUCCGGCCGGACAAAUCCAGGCAGCUUGUUCGUCGACAGCUUCAACGCCGGCCUCCCUUUCACUCUAGCCCAAGCGGUGGAUUGCCGCCUCUCCCAGUUCUUGAAACGCAGGGAAACAGAGCACCUGAACCUUCUCCUCUCCCGACAGCCAUUCCAGAAGGAACCUUCCGACGUGGACGCCCCUGUUUUGGAGCUUCAGGUCUCUGUUUUCCCCUGCGGCGGAAUCGUCUUAACCUGGGCUUGUUCUCACAAGCUGAUCGACGCGUCCUCCAUUACAUCCUUCCUCGCUACAUUCUGUGCCCUGUUCCGCGGCCAACGGAACGGCGUCGUUCCCCCUGAUUUCGCGCAGGCGUCGCAGCUCCUCCCGCCGAGGGACCCUUCCCCUGAAAAUUACAUCAAUCUGAUGGAAACAAUCUGGUUCACCGAAGAAAAUUACAUGACCAGGCGAUUCGUGUUCGAUUCCAAUUCAAUCGGUCAGCUGCGAGCCAUGGCGGCGGGAGGAGGGGAAUCGAUUAAGAAGCUGUCCAGAGUGGAGGCACUGUCCUGUUUCAUCUGGAAAUGCAGCAUGGCGGCGUCCAAGGCGGUUUCUUCCGCAUCCAAGACCUCGAUUCUGGUGGAGGCGGUGAAUCUCCGGAGGUUUAUCAACCCGCCGCUGCCGGACGCGGCGAUUGGGAACUUGUUCUGGUGGGCGACGGCUGCGGCGGACCCGUACGACGAGUCUAACACGGAGAUGUCGGAGCUGGGGAAUCUGGUGAGCGAAGGGAUCGGGCUGUACAGGACCGAUUACGUGGAGUCGCUCCAAGGGGAAGAUGGGUUCGAGGCGAUGUCCGGUUACUUCGAGCAGCUGGAAGCGAUGUUCGAGGCGGAGAAGCCGGAUAUAUUCGGGUUUACGAGCUGGUGCGGGUUUGGUUUCACGGGUCAGGAUUUCGGGUGGGGGAAACCGGUUUGGGUGACACCGGCGGGGAAAGUGGGCCGGGCUUUUCGAAACAUGACUGUGCUUGUGGACUCGACGGACGGGAGAGGGAGCAUUGAAGCCUGGGUCACUUUAGACGAGAAGCGAAUGGCUGUUCUUGAGCGCGAUCCGAACUUUCUUGCGUUUGUUUGUCCUAACCCUGGGAUUUCUAAUAUGUGA
Molecule: messenger RNA, 1371 nt
Organism: Linum tenue
Lineage: Eukaryota; Viridiplantae; Streptophyta; Magnoliopsida; Malpighiales; Linaceae
Source: the annotation of a GenBank genome assembly